This is a messenger RNA of Macrosiphum euphorbiae (potato aphid), 405 nucleotides long. The record is from the annotation of a GenBank genome assembly. NCBI's taxonomy places the organism in Eukaryota, Metazoa, Arthropoda, Insecta, Hemiptera, Aphididae.
AUGGCACUUACAAGCGAAUUACCGGAGGGAAAAAAUUUCAAAGUAUAUUUUGAUAAUUGGUUUUCGUCACUUCAACUUUCUGUCACUCUAAAAGAAAGACAAAUAUUUAGUAUCGGUACAGUAAGACAAGAUAGGAUGGGAAAGUGUCCACUGCAAUUGGAAAAAGAAUUUAAAAAAAAAGGACGAGGAUCAUAUGAUUCCAAAGUUGAAACGGAAAAUAAUAUAUUAUCAUUAGUUCGUUGGUUUGAUCGGAAGUCAAUCAAUUUUUUAUCUACGUAUACGAGUGUUGAACCUCUUGGGACUUUUAAGCGCUGGAGCAUGUCUGACAAAAAAUUUAUUGAAGUACAAAGACCUCAUGUUGUGGAGGAAUAUAAUAAAUUUAUGGGUGGAGUAGACCUUGGCUGA